Molecule: messenger RNA, 2643 nt
Organism: Ectocarpus siliculosus
Lineage: Eukaryota; Phaeophyceae; Ectocarpales; Ectocarpaceae
Source: the annotation of a GenBank genome assembly
AUGACGCAUCAUCCAUGGUGCCUGGUGGUGCCGAUAGUGAUGGUUCUGCUUGCGCCUGUCUGCCAAGGCGAUCUUGAACAGGACCGCGAGGCUCUCCUCACGCUGUACAACGCGACUGGCGGUUCAGAGUGGACAGAUAACGACGGUUGGGCCACGAACAGCAGUGACAUGAGCUCCUGGUACGGGCUCUCCAUCAACGAGACCGGGUCGUAUGUCUCGAGGGUCUCGCUGGGAAAGAACAACCUGCAAGGUGACCUUCCGCCAGAAAUCGGCAACCUGACCGCGGUGGAAGACAUGUACCUGGGAAUCAAUUCUCUCACAGGUCCCAUCCCUCCCGAGCUGGGGAAGCUGCAGAAUCUGGAGGUCCUUGACCUGAACACGAACUUCUUAACCGGUUCUAUCCCCAAGGAGUUGGGCGACCUGGCGGUCCUCGAGGAGUUGUAUCUCUUCGGCAACGACCUCGACGGCGAGAUACCUCCGCAGCUCGGGAAUCUGGAGCAGAUGGAGAAUCUCCUGCUUCACGACAACCGUCUCACAGGGGAAAUCCCUACCUCCCUGGGUAACCUUACAUGGAUGACAGCCCUUAACUUGGCGGACAACCGUCUCAGCGGAGAAAUCCCAGAGGAGAUCGGCCAGCUGGUUGUCCGUGGAAGCCUCUCUUGGGUUCUUUGGCUCCAGAACAACUACUUCUCAGUGAUAGCGGCGAUCACGGGGGGGGUGGUCGGGGGCGUGGCGAUCCUAGCCGGGGUGCUCAUCUUCUGCUGCAUGCGCAGGAGGAAGCUCAGGAAGGACGUCAGCCGUGGUGCGUCGGCGCCUAGCGAGCACGACGUCCGGCCGGCGUCGUCGUCGGCUGCUGCGGGGAAGGUAUUCUUGCCUCUGUCCGGCGCGCUCAGCGACACCUACGGAGACGAAGAGCAAGCUUCUUACUCGUGGACGAGAGGGAAAACCGACAUGAAUGGGGACGGCGGAGGCGGCUCUUCCUCGUCACCAGGACCGCUCUUGACGACAGAGGCUACCGCACGCCUACGCGCGUCCGCCUCCUCCUUCUCAGCCCUCAAGAGCAUCAACACCGAUGAUGACAACGCCGAUCCUUUGCCACCGGCGUCCGCUACGACCACCGCCGCCAAGGCAAACAACGGCCUCUCCUUGGCCGAGUCUACAGCACAACAGUCUGCCUCGGGUACUGUUGCGGAGGGGGUCGGCACGACCGUGCUAGAUAUUGCCACAGCGGCCUUGGCGGGCGCGGAGGCGUUGGCGCAGCAGUCGUUCUUCCCGGGGGUGAGGGAGGCGGCUUCCGUUGUGGCCGGGCUGGUGGGACUCGCGUCGGAUCACAAAAAUAACGGCAAGGAGUCGGAGAAAAGGGCAAGGUGGUGCCGAUCUAUCGUGCAUACGCUGGAGCGAGCCGCGGAGGUGCUGGGAAAGGAGGCGAAGGCAGGAAAGGGAGACAGUCAGGCUGUACAUGUUCUCCUCGACGACGUCCAGGACUCCAUCGCCGACUUGCUGCAGAUCAUCGAGUCCUACAAGAGCAAGAACGCCCUGUCCAAGGUAUUCGUGUCCACUCUGUGCAAGAAACGCCAGGAGGAGGCGGAGGUCGCCAUUAACGCUGCCGUGCAGCGGCUUCAGCUCGGUCUGCAAGUCCGCGUGGGUCAGAACCUGGCGUCCGUGGGAGAGGCAGUACAGGAAGGCCUCGACUUACACCGACGUGCUUCUCAGGAGUCGGAGAUGGUGACGAAGAAGAAACGCAGGCAGCAUCGCCUGGAUCAGCUGGAAAUCCCCGCGUCGGACGUGGAAGUCACGAACGAAGUGCUGGGCAGGGGUGGAUUCGGCACGGUUUAUCUGGCCGACCUACAUGGCCUCAACGCCGCGGCCAAGGUGGUGUCGCGGGAACACCAGCGGCAGCGGAGGAUGUUCAUGCGCGAGCUCGAGGCCAUGAAGCGCCUGAGGGGACCUCACACGGUCACGAUCUACGGUGCCGUGACCAGCCUUCCUGAUCGCCUCGUCCUGGUAAUGGAGCUCCUGCAGGGCGGAGAUCUACGCCAUCGCCUGAAGAAGGCGAAAGAGCCGCUGGAAGAGAAGGUGUUGAGGAAGAUCGUGAGGGACGUUUGCUGCGGGAUGGCCUUCUUGCACGCCAAGGCGACCGUCCACGGCGACUUGAAGUCGGCGAACGUUCUGUUCGACGCCACGGGGAGGGCCAAGAUUGCCGACUUCGGAACGUCGCUUUGGACGCAGCAUUCGACGCGCCUGGCGACGUAUACGACCAAGCCGAGGGAAAUGGUCGGAAUGAGUCUCCCAUGGGCUGCCCCUGAGGUUUUGAACAGACGAGGUUCCAGCUUCGAGGGCGAUGUGUACAGCUUUGGCGUGGUGGUGUGGGAGUGCCUGUCCCGCGAGGUUCCGUGGAAGGGGGUCGCCGGGGUGGACAAGCUUGUGCUGGCCGUAACUGCCGGAGAAAGACCACCCAUCCCCGAAAACGCCCCCCACGACAUCGCUGCCCUGGCAGAAGCAUGCUGGGUUCAUGAUCCGGCCGCUCGGCCCACGUUCAAGAAGAACGUCCGGAAGAUACCCAUUCGCCGUUCACUGGAUGUGGCCGUCGGUAUUAGAGCGGUCAUGGGCAUCAUGUCACUUGGAGCGAUGGAGGUAGCUUAG